AUGGCUGCCAGAGGCUUCGUAUCAUACUGGAUUCUUCCAGUCAUCUCCAGCCUCGUAUGGCUUGGUAUGCUGCUAGGCCUCCUCCUCUACUGGGUCGUCGAUACCAAUAGCGAACACUACUCGUACAUGGACGACGACGACUCCAUAGCCUUCAUUUCCGACAUUGGCGCCAGCAAACUCAAGCCGCUCUUCAUCGCGGGAUCGGCCGUCACAACCGUCUUCCUCAAUCUGUCGUUUGGCGCUGAGCGCCUACUGCGUCACAAUGGGCGACUAGUCCCCAACACGACUGUCAAGGAAAAGGUUCUCUCCGUAAUCAGCAUCAUUUUUGCCAUUGUCGGCAUGGCUGGCUUGAUCCUCUUGUCCAUUUUCGACACGCACCACCAUCACAAACUACAUGACAUCUUCCUCUUUCUCUUUAUUGCUGGAUACAUCAUUUCCGCCAUCUUCAUCUGCUGGGAAUACCAACAACUAGGCCUUUACAACCGCCAGCACCGCAUCCUCCGCAUCUCCUUCUGGGUGAAACUCACCUUCGUCAUCGUCGAGUUCAUCCUCGCCAUCAUCUUCGUCUCUACCAACUGGAGCGACAACCAAAACGUCGCCGCCGUCUUCGAAUGGAUCAUCGCCUUCAUCUUUACAUUCUACAUCCUCUCUUUUAUCAUCGAUCUCUUACCCGCCGUCCACACAAAGGCUCCCGCCUCACGAUUUAGCAAGGCUCUCGAGCACGAGAUGGAGUCAGCAGAAAGCCAAGAUGGCAACAGCGGCCACAUGGGCUCUUAUCGCAACGACUACGGUCGAAACACGAAUCGAUAUGACUUUCGAUGA
This is a messenger RNA of Trichoderma aggressivum f. europaeum, 822 nucleotides long. RefSeq lists its product as uncharacterized. The record is from RefSeq and is a predicted model, not a curated record. The transcript is spliced from 3 exons. Gene Ontology annotation, cellular component: plasma membrane. Lineage: Eukaryota; Fungi; Ascomycota; Sordariomycetes; Hypocreales; Hypocreaceae. Bases 1 to 822 code for a protein of 273 amino acids.